CGUCAUGGAAUGGCUAAGAGGCAACGUCCUUCUGGGAGUUGUAGUUUUCAUUGGGCGUCGAGCCGUUAGAGCCAUGCUGCUGAGAACUACGUUUCCCAAAUCUUUCUGCGAGGAUUGAGGCAGGCUGUUGCAAGGCUUCUUCUCUUUAGUUGGUAGAUCUGGUCUACUUGCAUUCAGGUGGGAAAAAUGAACAAAGAUGCACAAAUGAGGGCAACUAUUAAUCAAAAGUUAAUUGAAACAGGAGAACGAGAACGCCUUAAAGAAUUAUUGAGAGCCAAAUUAAUUGAAUGUGGUUGGAAAGAUCAGCUAAAGGCACACUGUAAAGAUGUCAUCAAAGAGAAAGGGCUAGAACAUGUUACUGUUGAUGAUUUGGUGGCUGAAAUUACUCCAAAAGGCAGAGCGUUGGUCCCUGAUAGUGUAAAGAAAGAACUUCUACAAAGAAUAAGAACAUUUCUGGCUCAACAUGCCAGUCUUUGAUCCUUGCUUUUGAAUCUUACCAUGCUUUAACAUGCUGUGUUCAGUGAAUCACAUGAAAAACUGGAUGAACAUUUUUCAUGCUUCAGGAUUAAAGUUCAUUAUUUUUUAAAAAAAUAUUUCAUUUACUUACUCCAAGUCUACUUCCAUAUACUGAUUAUUAUUAAUGUUUUAAUAAAAGAAAAAUGCCAACAACCUGUGCUUAAAUGUUAAAAUCAAAAAUGUUUUGCCAUUAAAACAGUGUUGCGUGUCUUAA
Crotalus tigris (Tiger rattlesnake) is the source of this 730-nucleotide messenger RNA. It is a transcript of the gene ENY2, whose product is annotated as ENY2 transcription and export complex 2 subunit. Gene Ontology annotation, molecular function: chromatin binding; transcription coactivator activity. Lineage: Eukaryota; Metazoa; Chordata; Lepidosauria; Squamata; Viperidae. The transcript is spliced from 5 exons. Bases 187 to 477 code for a protein of 96 amino acids. The record is from RefSeq and is a predicted model, not a curated record. Gene Ontology annotation, biological process: positive regulation of DNA-templated transcription; regulation of transcription by RNA polymerase II; poly(A)+ mRNA export from nucleus. Gene Ontology annotation, cellular component: DUBm complex; nuclear pore; SAGA complex.